Messenger RNA from Rhipicephalus microplus (southern cattle tick), 2335 nucleotides. RefSeq lists its product as uncharacterized. NCBI's taxonomy places the organism in Eukaryota, Metazoa, Arthropoda, Arachnida, Ixodida, Ixodidae. The record is from RefSeq and is a predicted model, not a curated record.
CCCGUCGGCUGCACGCGGCGCAGCCAGGAUGGCCCUGCAAUACGUGUGCCCCCUAUGCCCGUACGAGACCCGGGCACGGGGCAUCCUCUACCGACAUUUGCUCAUACACACCGGUGUUAAGCCGUACUGCUGCGAGAACUGCGGCCGCCGGUACGCCCUGCCCGAAACACUGCUCGAGCACAUGGCGGCCCACCGCAGGGAGCCGCCGUACCAGUGCGGCCGAUGCACGAUGGCACUUGACCACUUCUCCGAGUACCUGAGGCACCAGGUGUACCACAUGCUCAAGAGCAUCCACCGGUGCUCCUUCUGCGGCGAGGGCUUCGUCUGGAAGCAGGCCCUCAAGCACCACUCCAAGACUCACAAGGAAGGCAAACACCUGUUCCACAUGUUCUUUCGGAAGACUGCGGGAAGGCGGACCUCAACUCGGUACCAGAAUGAGAACGACAUGCCCUUGGACCUCAAGAUGAAGGUACCCGUUCAGACAGGCAAGGGAUCUCAGGACUGUCCCAUGGACAUGAAAACUGGCAACGGCUUGAGCAGGCUUGCUGAGCAGGACAGGUCAUCGGGUUACAGUCAGCAGCCUUCCCUCCAACCACCUCCGUUCGGCAGCCUCCUCACGCCAGGAGGCCCAUCACUCCUCGACAGCUACUUCAAGUUCUACAUGUACCCACACCUUGGAACACCCCUGCCCUACCAGAAUGGCGCGAGCCUGCUGUCGCCUGUGUUGCGCGCCUCACCCAAUGGCCACGAGGACGAGGACAUGCUGAUGGAGUCAGGCCUCUACAUCUGUCGGGUGUGCGGCUGGCAGUUCACCAAGGCUCGCUACCUCCGUGCCCACCUGCUUGUGCACCGCCGGCAAGAUGCCACCUCAAGACCUCCAGAGCCAGAGCCCGUGCCCAAGCGCCUGGACGUACCUGUGGUUUCACCAGUGUUCCAGGCUUCCUUCCAAAGCAUGCUUCACACUCCGGACGUGGGGCCGACAGAACCGGAGGCUGCCGAGUCUCCCGAGUCGUCCGGCAAUGCGCCGUCGUCUGCUCAUCGGUGCCCCAUUUGCCAGAAGGGCUUCUCACAGCCGUACAAGUUGCGCCGCCAUCUGGUGAUUCACGCCAGCCCCCGCAUUCACCAGUGCAACAUCUGCCAGAAGGUGCUGCCCUCGGUGACGGAGCUGCGAAGCCACAAGAAGCUGCACGGUCGAGCCAGGCAGCACUGCUGCGAGUAUUGCAAGAAGGACUUCUCGUGCUCAUCCACGCUGCGGCGCCAUGUGCGCAUCCACACAGGCGAGAAGCCCUAUCAGUGUGAGGUGUGCCUCAAGCGCUUCUCGGACCUGUCCAACAAGAACUGCCACAUGCGUACGCACACGGGUGAGAAGCCACACCGUUGCCAAGUGUGUGGCAUGCGGUUCUCCCUAAAAAAUGCCCUCAGCUGCCACAUGCGAAACCACAUGGUCUGAGUCGGGCCACUUUUGACGAAGGCAAACGCCUUCUUGCACACACUGAUCACAUUCUUCUCGAAGCCAGUUGCAGUGCUCUACACUGUAAAUGCUCUCACUCAUAGCAGCUUGCAAAGAUGAGUUAACGGUGUGCUAUGCUUGUAUUUGCUGCUCCUGGGAUACCGAGAAAAAAAGAUAGAUCUAUUAACACUCAUACGUAGGACUUAUAUUUCUGUAACGCCAACAGGUGCAAGAUGAGUUUAUUUUAAGUUCAUAAAUGAAGCAAGGCAUAGCAAUCAGUUCUGCGAAGACCCUCAAGGCAGAGGGUGGGUAAUGAAUAACAACACUGACAUUCAUCCACUUGUAGCAUGAAACUGAAAAGGAAAGCGGGAUAUUUAGAAUGCUUCACAAUCGAAGAAACAGUUGUUCUGGUGUUUAAUGUCUCCUUGCAAGAGUUAAACCUAAGUGACAAAGGCAUUUAGCACAUAACGCCGUUUACUUCAACAAAGAGGCCAAAUAGCAAAUUAGUGAAAACUGCAUGUGCUGCUAGGAAACAUAUUUGUGUUUCGAUUCUGAAGGUGUCUAGGCUUGUUUUCCUUUCUCUCUGCUCUUUCGUUGUCAUAUAAAGCAGCUUUGAGCAACUAGCUUCAUUAUGGGAACCCUUGUGGAGCGAAGUUUUGCAAUCAAGUCCAUGGGCCAAAAUAUGUAGUGAGACAUGACCCCACGUUUCCGUUGUGCGCCUCAUGUGAUGACGAAGCAGUGAACGGUGUUUAGUGUCUGUCAGUAAAGCAGGUGAUCGCUCUUUAAAAUUGACCUGUAGUGAAGUUUAAAGGACUCGUGCUUGGUAAAGAACAUACAGCAGAAAGUAGAUGCAGUUGUAAACAGCUCAGUGAAAUCUUUCAGUUG